AGAGAUCAACAAGGAAAUUUGGUGCGAGUUCAUACACCCAUUCCAUUUAAGCAAUUGAAAGAAUUGAAAAUGGCUUGCACUCAGUAUGGUCCAACUGCUCCAUUCACACAUGCAAUGUUGGAAGCCAUGGCUACUGAUGUUCUUCCUCCUGGGGACUGGAAAGGUAUAGCUAAAGCCUGCCUCUCAGGUGGGAAUUAUUUGUUAUGGAAAACUGAAUUUACAGAACAUUGCCAGGCUACAGCAGAGUUAAAUUGUACUCAAAAUAUUCCCAUUACUUUUGAAAUGUUGGCUGGAGAGGGACAAUAUAUGGAUGUUAAUCAACAGCUUAACUUUAACAUAGCUGUGUAUGCACAAGUAAGUGCCGUGACUAGGAGAGCACGGAAUAAACUACCCUCUGCUGGGAAACAGACAGAGGACUUAUCUAAGAUCAGACAAGGACCAGAUGAGCCUUUUCAGGAUUUCGUAGCCCGUUUACUACAGACUGCAGGAAGACUGUUAGGAGAAAGUGAAGCAGGACUUUUGUUGGUAAAGCUACUUGCUUAUGAAAAUGCGAAUUCAGCCUGCCAAACAGCUAUCUGUCCUUUCAGAAAGAAAGGUGGCCUGUCUGAUUAUAUUAGAUUGUGUGCAGACAUUGGCCCAUCGUACACCCAAGAGCUAGCUAUGGCUGCAACUUUGCAGGGUAAAGCAGUUAAGGAAGUCCAACAGGUUAAGGGACGUGGGAACAGAGUCAAGGGACCUCCUGGCAACUGUUAUAAUUGUGGUCAAAUGGGUCACCAGGCAAAACAAUGUCCAGUUACAAGACAGAGACCCCAGAGAGAGCCAGACUUAUGCCCAAAUUGUAAGAGGGGAAAACAUUGGGCUUAUCAAUGUUGGUCAAAAAGGGACAAUUUAGGAAAUCCUAUUGUACCCCAGUUGGGAAACGGGAAAAGGGGCCAGCCCCAGGCCCCUCAACAAUGUUAUGGGGCCAUGCCGACCCAAACAAACAAUCAAGUCAUUCCACCACAGGACAAUGAUGGAGCUUGCUGUCUUCCAGAACAUUUGGUGUGGUUUAUGGACACCCCAAAAGGCCAGGAGAAUGCUGUGCUUAUGGAUCUGCCUGAAGAUGGUGACAUUUGUUGA
Molecule: messenger RNA, 1119 nt
Organism: Tupaia belangeri chinensis (Chinese tree shrew)
Lineage: Eukaryota; Metazoa; Chordata; Mammalia; Scandentia; Tupaiidae
Product: endogenous retrovirus group K member 10 Gag polyprotein-like
Biological process (GO): viral process
Molecular function (GO): nucleic acid binding; zinc ion binding
Source: RefSeq, a predicted model, not a curated record